AUGACUGAAUUGGCAUCCAUCUUUUCGGAGCUGGGUAUCUCUCACUACCUCUACGACUUCAUCGAGCAGGGCUUCGACACCUGGGAAACGAUUCUCGACAUCACCGAGUCGGACUUCGAUGCCCUAGGCGUCAAGCUCGGCCAUCGCCGGAAGCUCCAGCGGAAAAUUGCCAAUUCUCGCGGCCUGUCAUCCGACCGGGCCCUCGCGUCUCCCCGAAACACCCCGAUCGAUGACCGGAACGUGGAGGAGCAGAAGACCCCCGGAGUCAAGGUCGAGGGAGGGAAAGAAGCCAACGGGUGUGCACCAGGCGUGAAACGGAAGUAUAGGCGACAUCCGAAACCAGACGAUAAUGCCCCCGAGAGACCGCCCUCCGCGUACGUGAUCUUCUCAAACAAGAUGCGCGAGGACCUCAAGGGGAGGAAUCUAUCGUUUACCGAGAUUGCGAAACUGGUGGGCGAGAAUUGGCAGAAUCUGUCGCCGAGCGAGAAGGAUCCGUAUGAACAGCAGGCCUCUGCAGCCAAGGAGCGAUAUAAUAACGAACUCGCCGAAUACAAGAAGACCGAACAUUACGCCGAGUACACGCACUAUCUGGCAGAAUUCAAGGCCAGACAUUCGAACCCGCAGCAGACGAGCGAACAAAACGAAGUGGCGAAGCGUCCCAAGCUUGAAUCUACUGUGAGCACUGCGACCCCCGGGACUGCAGGCAGCGGUACCACGCAACCGAUCCACGAUAGUCAUCCGUUCCACGAUAGUCCUCCUGGGCCGAGAGGAAUUGAGCCUCCAGUGUCCAACGCAGCUCCAUGGCACCCAGUCGACAGCCAACAAUCGUCUCCGCAAAUCGCCGCAAACAUGAAAGCGAGUUCGGGGGUUCCAAGUCCCCAGGUCUCUGCCGCGUCUCCCACGGUACUCCCAGGUUAUCGUGAUUCGAUAUACCCGUCGCUUCCCCGGAGAGACGGCCUGCGGGACGACAACGCCCCCCACCGUCAACAGCUUCCUCGAUUCCCGAGCGUGAAGGAUCGACAGAACAGCAUCUCCAACGGCACCACCCCGACGCCCGAUAGCCUCAAUCCGAGCGGAGCGCAACAGUUCGCGCACCGCACCGGCCAGAACCACCCGCCUCCGCUACUGACUUCGGAAUCGACGAACCGAUCUACGGCCUCAGCUUCCUCGGGUAGCACAGUGUCGUCCGUCUUCUACUCUCCUCGCACGCCGAUGGAGCCGUCCUUGGAGCGAGCACUCCCCAUUCCGUCAUUGUAUCUCCAAAAAUCAAAUGGCUCCUUGGAGCACCAGCUACCACCUAUACGACGCGGCUCCCCCCAAUUAGCACAUGGGCCACAGCCUCCUCCGACUGCCACUCACCCAUUCGGGGACUUCUCCUCGUCGAUGCCUCCGAUGCGAGGGUACGUUUCAAUCGCAACGCACCCUCUACCUCCCUACAGCAACAGCCAUUCCGACUACAGAGGCCGAGACUACACGUCUGGCCCUUCCAAUGACGACACCAUCCUCGACCCUGUCAGCGCAUUACUCAGAGCAGGCGAGAUCGUCAACCAAAACAGCAGAGGCCGCUCCGAUCCCUGA
Messenger RNA from Drepanopeziza brunnea f. sp. 'multigermtubi' MB_m1, 1578 nucleotides. RefSeq lists its product as uncharacterized. Gene Ontology annotation, molecular function: protein binding. Gene Ontology annotation, cellular component: nucleus. The record is from RefSeq and is a predicted model, not a curated record. Lineage: Eukaryota; Fungi; Ascomycota; Leotiomycetes; Helotiales; Drepanopezizaceae. Gene Ontology annotation, biological process: regulation of gene expression.